CUAAAUUCAUGGUUUGUUUUCUGGUUUGAACAAGUCGGGGCAAAAUGGGAAAUAAACUGAUCACCAAGGUGUUUAAUGAUCCCAUCCAUGGUAGCAUAGAGUUACACCCACUCCUCAUCAAGAUCAUUGACACACCUCAGUUCCAGAGACUUCGAUUCAUAAAGCAGCUUGGAGGUGUCUACUUUGUUUACCCUGGAGCGUCUCACAACCGCUUUGAACACUCAAUCGGGGUGGGAUACUUAGCAGGAAAACUUGCUGAGGCUCUCAGGUCAAGGCAGCCGGAUCUCAGCAUCACUGACAGAGACGUCCUUUGUGUUCAGAUUGCUGGCCUCUGUCAUGACCUGGGUCAUGGACCCUUUUCCCAUCUGUAUGAUGGACUGUUCCUCCCCAAAGCACUGGAAAAAAAGAGGAAAUUAAAGAAAUGGAAGCAUGAAAGGGGCUCUCGUCUCAUGCUAGACCACCUGGUGAAAGAGAAUAAUCUUAAACCAAUGAUGAAGUAUGGACUGAAACCUGAAGAAGACAUAACAUCAUUAAGGAGAUGA
This is a messenger RNA of Labrus bergylta (ballan wrasse), 542 nucleotides long. NCBI's taxonomy places the organism in Eukaryota, Metazoa, Chordata, Actinopteri, Labriformes, Labridae. The record is from RefSeq and is a predicted model, not a curated record.